AUGAAGCACGCGCCUCCCUCCCCGAGGCCGCCCAGCCGAGAAAGUCUGAAAGCUAUUUCCUACAACGAUACCAUUGCUGCUAAACCUCCCAUACCCAUUACUGUCGCUACACCUCCCUCAAGAUCAUCUCAUACCGCAUUCAAUAGCCUCCGACGGCCCAAGACCUCCAAUCAGCGCCUUUCCCCUCAAGCUGCGCGGUUGAGACUACAGGAUGAUGCCAGGAGAGACUCGGGUCUGGCGCCCUCGAGUUCUACCACAAGAGAUAGUCGAACGACAUUGGGAACAGAUAUUGAGUCGACGACCAGCAUGAAACGUUCGCCAAGCAUUCCAAGUUUCUCGGCGAAUGAAGCGGCCCCUUCUCCCACACCAAAUACUACAGGAGAUGAGGAAUCAAGAUCAAAGGAGCAGACCGAGCGUCCUGCAAUACCGCAGUUACCGUUCAUGAGCAUACUGACGGAGAUACCGUCUGGGAAUUUCGAGGACUUGACGUUACCUGGGCAGGUGGAGUUCUCAAAGAGAGGGAGCAUGCUGAUAGGAGGCAAGAAGGCGAACAAGGGGCAUGGCCGCGUUGUCAGUAAUGGACGGGUGAUUGGCAGUCGGAGGACGUUGAGCAAAGAUUUACUGUCCCCACCGCCAUGUCUACCUACGAGGGUGCUAUCCGCAAAUGACGAAACCCUCUCCUACAAGGUCCGGUCAAUGUACGAGGGCGGAGCGGAAGAGGACUUUAGUUGCGCGGCUGGAGUGCACGACAAGAUGGGCCACGGGCCAAUCGAAGUGCAGAAAUCAAGUAUACGGCAGGUGUCAAACUUGUCUCUGGGUCCGGCAAAUACGCCACAGAUCACUAUGAACGGUGAAUCGGCCCGCAGAGUACUUUCUCAGGCAACGACGAACACGAGCAAGAGGAGUAGUGCGAUCAUCCGAGAAGCCAACGAAUUAGCGGGUGGGAUUGAGGAUUGGGAGGAUCUGAAUGGUGGAGACGUUGAUCGUUACGGAUUCAUCGUUCCACGCAAACCAUCUUCGCAAGCCUCAUCCCUGAACUCCAGCCAAGCGAGAUCGCCAGAACCCCCCCGUAUACAGCGUAUGUGUACGCUCCUGCAAGUUGCUUCAGACGCCCCGAGAAGACAACGCAGUACGAUCAGGGGCAAGAAGACACCAUCGGCUCAAAGCCCAGCGCGCUCUGCGGCAAUGCCUUCGUCGUCGAGACCUGUGUCCAGGAUUGUCCGUCCAAAGUCUUCACAGAGCUCAUAUCGGACCACAACCGGCAACCAGUCCAGAACUCGCUCUGCUGCAAACAGGCUUCCUUACAACAAGGACAGGAGAUGCGUGGACGAAGCAGGCGACAUGCUCACACUUCCUCCUGGGCUGGCAGACAUUGCAGAGGAUGAAGAAGACAGCAAAAUGGCAGACGAUCUGAAGCGACGCGAAUGGGAGAGAGAGGAGAAAUGGAGGAAGAUGGCUAAGAUUGCCAGGAACAAGAAUGGUGGUGGCAUGGUCUUCGAAUUCGACACUAAGAGUCCCAAGGUCAUCGAAAGGACGUGGAAAGGUAUACCAGACCGAUGGCGCGCAACGGCAUGGCGUGCAUUCCUGACCGCCAGUGCUAAGAAGCGGCGAGGUAGCCCAAGCGACGACGAGCUCAUCGCUGUCUUCAAUAAGUUACUGACUCAAAGUUCUCCGGAUGAUGUACAAAUCGACAUCGAUGUUCCCCGGACAAUCAAUGGCCACAUCAUGUUCAGACGGCGCUAUCGAGGAGGGCAACGCUUGCUCUUCAGAGUCUUACACUGCCUCUCCAUCUACUUCCCAGAUACAGGCUACGUACAAGGCAUGGCUGCCCUAGCAGCUACUCUUCUCUGCUAUUUCGACGAGGAAAUCACAUUUGUCAUGCUCGUGCGCCUGUGGCAGCUUCGAGGUCUGGAGCGUCUAUACCAGUCCGGCUUCGAAGGUUUAAUGCAAGCGCUUGAAGAGUUUGAGAGAGAUUGGCUCGGAAAGGGGGAGGUGGCAGCGAAGUUGGACGAAUACAACAUCUCCCCUACCGCCUACGGCACCCGCUGGUACCUCACCCUCUUCAACUACUCCAUACCUUUCCCCGCCCAACUCCGCGUCUGGGAUGUCUUCAUGCUUCUCGGCGACCCUGACCCAUCUGCCUCUCUCUCACCCUCCCCGUCAUCCUUCAACGGCGGCCUCGACGUCCUCCAUGCCGUCUCAGCCGCACUAAUCGACGGCACGCGGGAAAUACUAUUAGAGUCUGAUUUCGAAAACGCAAUGAAAGUGCUUACAAGCUGGAUACCGGUGAAAGACGAAGAAAUGUUGAUGCGGGUUGCGAGGGUGGAGUGGAAGACCAAGAGGAGGAAGAAGCCGUGA
This is a messenger RNA of Letharia columbiana, 2358 nucleotides long. RefSeq lists its product as uncharacterized. NCBI's taxonomy places the organism in Eukaryota, Fungi, Ascomycota, Lecanoromycetes, Lecanorales, Parmeliaceae. The record is from RefSeq and is a predicted model, not a curated record. The coding region runs from base 1 to 2358 and encodes 785 amino acids. The transcript is spliced from 2 exons.